Messenger RNA from Chinchilla lanigera (long-tailed chinchilla), 1145 nucleotides. It is a transcript of the gene Eef1akmt3, whose product is annotated as methyltransferase like 21B. Gene Ontology annotation, biological process: peptidyl-lysine methylation. Gene Ontology annotation, cellular component: cytosol; cytoplasm. Gene Ontology annotation, molecular function: protein-lysine N-methyltransferase activity. The coding region runs from base 25 to 705 and encodes 226 amino acids. The record is from RefSeq and is a predicted model, not a curated record. The transcript has 3 exons. Lineage: Eukaryota; Metazoa; Chordata; Mammalia; Rodentia; Chinchillidae.
GUGCCCGGGCUCCGGCUCGGUCGGAUGGCCCGCUCCCGCCGGGAUCCGGAGUCGGACCCCGAGUCGGUGUUCCCUCGGGAGGUCGGGCUCUUCGCCGACGUUUACUCGGAGAGGAGCCGGUUCUACUUCUGUGGCCACGUACUGAGCAUCACGCAGAACUUCGGGUCCCGCCUCGGGGUGGCGGCGCGCGUGUGGGACGCGGCUCUGAGCCUGUGCAACUAUUUCGAGAGCCAAAAUGUGGAUUUUCGCGGCAAGAAAGUGAUCGAGUUGGGCGCGGGGACGGGCAUCGUGGGAAUCUUGGCAGCGCUGCAGGGGGGGGAUGUUACCAUCACUGACCUGCCUCUGGCCCUAGAGCAGAUCCAGGGCAACGUCCAGGCUAAUCUGCCAGCUCCAGGCCGGGCCCAGGUCCGCGCUUUGUCGUGGGGGAUUGACCAGCAUGUCUUCCCGGGAGACUAUGACCUGGUGCUGGGGGCGGAUAUCGUGUACCUGGAGCCCACCUUCCCUCUGCUGCUGGGGACCCUCCAACACCUGUGCGGGCCCCACGGCACCAUCUAUCUGGCCUCCAAGAUGAGAGAGGAGCAUGGGACAGAAAGCUUCUUUCAGCACCUCCUGCCCCAGCACUUCCAACUGGAGCUGGCCCAGCGGGAUGAGGAUGAGAAUGUGAACAUCUAUAGAGCCAGGCACAGGGAAGUGAGACCCGCUUGAUGUCACCUCUCCUGUCUCAGCUCCUUGUCCCAGUGAAGGAACUGCGUAUCUCCAAAGCCGUCCCUUCAGCACCGUAAACGUGAGGACCAAAAAGGAUCAAUUCCUCUCCCCUCUUUCUCUCCUCCUUCCUUUCUGAUUCCCUCAGACAGUCUGGGGCAAAUACAGGGAGGUGCCUGCUUGCUGAGAAUCCGAGAGUCCUGGCAGUGCUCACGUUUCCGCGCAGAGGAGGUUCCUAGCUCCUGUUAUGGGAAGGUGCCCAGGAGUUUCAGGAGUCAGGGAGGUAAAUAACACAUUUGAGCAGUGGCUGCAGACUGUCUCUGAUAACAUCCGGUCCUGCUCUUGUCUGUUGUCUGUUUAUACAGGAUAGACUUAAAACAAAACAAACAAACCCGGAACUCCCCCCCCAAAAAAACCAAAUUCUGUGGAUUUUUUUUUUUCAG